GCGAAGAGGAAAGCGACGACGAGAAAAAAAAGCUCGGAAGAAAAUUUCGCCGCCAUCUUGACGUGUGAAGUUCGUCUUUCCGUGCGUUCUUGACUGCAAAAACUCCGGAUCUUCUGUCGGUCGGCAGUUUUGGGUUCGGUUCGGUUCCGUCGCGGCUUGUCCUGUGUUCUGUUCCAGCGGUAGUGGUGUUGCAGUAGAGUGGCCUCGGCCCAAACUUCCUCCAAUACGCGAUAACAACCAACUCCGGGUCCGGUUAGUGUUCGGCGUGUCGUUUCUUCUGGGUGCUGUGAAUGAUUCAGGCGAGCGUUUUGUCCAGCAGAAAAGUACGUUUUCUCCGCAGGAAAAAGAAAAGCUGUGUUCAUUCCAGACACUGAACAAGCUUAAAAACCAAACCAUUCGAAAGAAAUAUAAACCGAAACUAACCGCAGCUAGUAGAGGAGCAUCACACAUACACACAUUCUUAGACAAAGGGAAAAAGCAUCUUCUACGAAGAUUAUCGCGUACCCACAAAAGCAAAGGAAUACAUACACACACACAUCCCGUGCGUGUUCUCCUUAGGUUAGGAUUUUUUUAUUAGCUUGUGGAUAAGUUGUAAAAGGAAGCGAAACCCUUAAAAAACAAAGCACCAGAAUGGGGAACAUGUUUGCAAAUCUGUUCAAAGGGCUGUUCGGCAAGAAGGAGAUGAGAAUAUUGAUGGUCGGAUUGGACGCCGCCGGUAAAACCACAAUCCUGUAUAAACUAAAAUUAGGAGAAAUUGUUACAACGAUUCCUACCAUUGGUUUCAACGUGGAGACUGUAGAAUACAAAAACAUUAGUUUUACAGUAUGGGACGUAGGCGGUCAAGACAAGAUCCGACCUCUGUGGAGGCAUUACUUCCAGAACACACAGGGACUUAUCUUCGUCGUGGACAGUAACGAUCGGGAACGUAUCGGCGAAGCCCGCGAAGAACUGAUGCGAAUGCUGGCGGAAGAUGAGCUCAGAGAUGCCGUUCUACUUAUAUUCGCUAACAAACAGGAUCUACCAAACGCGAUGAACGCCGCAGAAAUCACCGACAAGCUGGGACUGCACUCGCUGAGAAACCGCAACUGGUACAUUCAGGCGACCUGUGCAACAAGCGGAGACGGUUUAUACGAAGGUCUCGACUGGCUAUCCAACCAGCUGAAGAACGCUAACCGUUAAGCAGCGGCGCAGGUGGACAAGAUGAAAAAAAAACAGCCUCAACCAGCGAAGCAGCAUGAUGAUGGUGAUGAUGAUGAAGGAAAGGAUAAAGACGGACGAGCAAUUGCAAGCGAGCGGGAAGAGACACACUGCUAUGUAGAAGGAGAGCAUAAGAGAGUAGAGAAGAGGAAAAGGAAGAACGCCGUUGAUAAUUGAGAUAGGAAAAAGAAAACCAACAAAUAAAGUAGCAAAAAAUAAGGAAACACAGAAAACCAACUCCCUCUUUAAAACAAAGUAAGAAACAAACAAACAAAAAACAGUAAUAAGCAGAAGCCAGCCAGGUGACGUGUGUGUGGAUGAUUAUAUUGAAAAAUUGAAGAAAAUAAUAUAAAGUAAUAUAAAGAUAAAAAACAAGUAAAACACACUGAAAAAAAAAAAACAGAAGCUGAAGCGUAUUAAAUAAUUUAGCAUGUGAGGAUAAAACAUAAGCUAAGCUGUGCAAGAAUUAUGGAAUACAAGUGAGCUGAAAUAAAGUGGGCGAUAAAGAAAACUGAAAAACAAACAAAACCAUGUGCUUAUUAUUGAGUGUGCUACGGAACAACAGCAACAACAACAACCGCAACCUAAACGAGUGAAAGAAGAGGCAUUAUUACACUAUACCCCUACAUAUUGGUCCUGGUUAGGAGUCUUGUGUUGUCUGUGUUGUGCAUGCAAAAAUUGUUCGCGAGGAUUUCCAGAAUUCCCCAGAACUUUUUCCGUUUUUCCGUCUUCUGUCUCCUCGGUCGCUACUGCUUCUGCUGCUACUACUACUACUACCUACUACUAUUACCUUUCAGGAAAUCGUAGGGGCUGCCUUAAUCAAUAUUAUUGUUUAGCGAGAAAUUUAUUUCAACUGUGCAAAGGAUUCGUUUUUCUUUUUUUUUUUUUGUUUCACCUUUAUUCAUUGAGGAUUAUAUUGAAAAUGAAGUAACUAUGCUAGUUUUUUUAUUUAUUAACGCUCCUUUUUAGUACUCGAGCUAAUGGCUAAGAUACAGUUAUUAAGAGGAAAUUAAACAUUCGCAUAUGGAUAAGGAUCUUAUAGAAGAAAAAUGGUUUUUAUUUCCAUUUUGUUCCAAAUUGUUUUGUGAGCGAAACCGUAUUUGGAUGCGUCUGGAUGGCUUUUUCGGUCCGCAAAAAUUCACACUAACAUUCAAACACACACCACACACAAGUGCAACCGGCACAACAGAGAGGACGAGAGCAGAGCUAGUAAGGAAGAGGAUAUCACUUUCAGUUUGUGGGAAUGCAGAGUGACACGUUUUACUUUAUGAAUAAAAAGGGAAAACGAGGAAUAUUUAGACUGCAAUAACGCAACUGCGGAGUUAAAACAUAAACAGCUAAAUGAUACAAGAAAACAACUGAAACCAAUAAAAGACGCUACCAGAUUGAGAAUUAAAAAAAGCAAACAAGUUUAAUAUGGAUUAACCGUAACGGCUGAAAAAAAAAACAGAGGAAGGGACAGACAAGAAAGAUAUCCGGAGGAGACAUCCGAAAACAUUCAUUCAGAUCAGUUUAAGAAGAAGAAAAAAGAACAGCUACAAGUGUAACAGUUACGUUUAAUUAAGAUGAAUAAAAACACUAUAUAUAGACGAGA
Messenger RNA from Ochlerotatus camptorhynchus, 2791 nucleotides. It is a transcript of the gene Arf79F, whose product is annotated as ADP-ribosylation factor 1. Gene Ontology annotation, molecular function: GTPase activity; GTP binding. Gene Ontology annotation, biological process: intracellular protein transport; vesicle-mediated transport. The record is from RefSeq and is a predicted model, not a curated record. Lineage: Eukaryota; Metazoa; Arthropoda; Insecta; Diptera; Culicidae. The coding region runs from base 631 to 1179 and encodes 182 amino acids. The transcript is spliced from 5 exons. Gene Ontology annotation, cellular component: plasma membrane; cytoplasm.